Molecule: messenger RNA, 564 nt
Organism: Carya illinoinensis
Lineage: Eukaryota; Viridiplantae; Streptophyta; Magnoliopsida; Fagales; Juglandaceae
Product: putative protein TPRXL
Exons: 2
Coding region: 1-507 (168 amino acids)
Source: RefSeq, a predicted model, not a curated record
AUGCGGUUGCUGUCAACUGGAAUGCUGGACUUCUCUGAGUAUGCUGUUAGACACCAGUCACAUAGAGAGACUGUUUUUGGCGGAGGCUCUACAGCUUCUGCGGUCUACUUCUUCCUUUUCUUUGGGGGCUGGAGUGCUUCCUCAUCUUCAUCCUCCUCCUCCUCAUUAUCCUCUUCCUCUACCACUUCUUCAUCCUCUUCUCCACCGUCGUCAUCAUCAUCGUCAUCUUCGUCAUCAUCAUCGUCAUCGUCUUGGUCAUCACCAUCUUCUUCUUCGUCAUCCUCUUCCUCGUCCCCGUUCUCCUCUGCUCCACCUGCCCCGCCAUCUGAACCCUUCUUCGAGUUACUCUUAUUGUUGUUGGGGUUGCUACCAUAUUCUCCUACAUCUUCAGAUGACAAGUCCUCUUCGCCUCCUUCAAGUCCACCAUCACCAUCAUUGUCAUCUUCCCCAUCAUCAUCAUCAUUCCCGUCAUCUCCAUCAGCAUCAACUGGCUUGUCUUGGUUUUGAGUGUUUUGAUCUCCUUUGAUAUGAGGAUCCUGAAGCUGUGAUCGAUAGCAGGUCAAG